AUCAAAAGUGCGUAUAUAUAUCCAGUGCGCAAUGGUCACACGUUCAGUGCAUUCAUUUCAGGCUAUCAGCAUUUGCGGCUACCAGCAGCAGCAGUUCAGUGUCAUGCACUUCUUGUGUAUCCAUCGAAAUCUCUUCCUGUCGUCGCCAUCCAAGUCACUUAGUUACCCGGGUGGAGAAACCAAAGCAUAGCCCAAAGAUUUAUAAACAAUAUAGCAGUCUCUUGUUGGGUAUAAUUAGCGGCGAGGUGCAGGUUCAAGAAGGCCCGUGGCGUCAUAGUCUCCGGAAGGUCGGAGAUGGAUGCCGAGCUGGGCGAGGACGUGGUCACGGAGAUCCUCGCGAGGCUGCCGGCCAGGUCGCUGGCGCGGUUCCAGUGCGUCUCCACCUCGUGGCGGCGCAUCAUCUCCAGCGACUACCUCCGCCGCAUGCUGCCGCUCAUCACGUCGGGGGUUCUCUACCACGACGGCCCCCGCGGCGGCGGCGAUGACGGCGCGAGGCGGGCCUACACGUACGCUUGCGCGCCGGACGGCGGCGGCGUCGCGGAGGCCGGCGACAUGGCCUUCUUCCCGCGGCACAACGCGUCGACCAUCAUCGACGGCUGCAACGGCCUGCUGCUCUACUACGCGUCGCGCCCGGCGGCGUUCCACGUCGUGAACCCGACCACGCGGCGGUGGGCGGCGCUGCCGGCACCGCGCGCCAGGACGCUGCUCUCUGUGCUGGCGUUCGACCCCUGCGCCUCGCCGCACUACAAGGUGGUUUGCUUCACGGGCUGGCUGCCCCGGGGCGCGACCAUCGAGGUGUUCGACUCCGAGCGCGGCGCGUGGCGGGACCACGAGGUCGACUUCGGGAUCGACACCGACGCCAUGUCGGCCACCAUGCACUACUCCGGCGGCGCGCUCCACGUGCUGGCAUACUCGGGGCACGUCGUCCGCCUCGACCUGGGCACCAUGGCGUGCGCGGUCACCGCGCUCCCGGCGCCCGUCAGCUGCCGGGCGCGCGCCGGGCACUGCCGGGGCCGCCUCCGGUUCGCGUCCAGCGACGGCACGCGCCUCAGGAUCUGGGAGCUCGAGGACGCCGACGCGGGGGACUGGGCGCUGAAGCACGAGAUCGGGGUCAGUGACGUCGUCCCCGGCGGCUCGAGCCAGGCCAUCACCUUCCUGUUCAUGGCGUUCCACCCGGAGAGGGAGGUGGUGUACCUGUGGUCGCCGUGGAAGCUGCUGGCGUUCGACUUGGUCGAGAAGCGCGUCGAGGAGGAGUGGGCGUUCGGGUCGGAUAAAGAAGGCGCGCAUCUCAUUCAGAUCUGGUUGUUUCCAUUCUCGCGCCACUUGGCCAACGCCCUGGCCUGACUUGGCUUGCCGACGCGCUGAAAACGGCCAUGGGGGAACCGGGGAAGAUUGGAAGAAUGUGACUGCGUCCAAGUGUGCAGGAAGGUAAAAGAACAAAGAAAAAAAACUAAGGGGGUGUUUGGGAGGAGGGGGCUAAAUUUUAGCCCCCAUCCUAUCGAAUGUUUGGACACUAAUUAGGAGUAUUAAAUCUAGACUAAUUACAAAAUUAAU
Messenger RNA from Setaria italica (foxtail millet), 1554 nucleotides. Its product is annotated as F-box protein At2g40910. The coding region runs from base 295 to 1344 and encodes 349 amino acids. The record is from RefSeq and is a predicted model, not a curated record. NCBI's taxonomy places the organism in Eukaryota, Viridiplantae, Streptophyta, Magnoliopsida, Poales, Poaceae. Gene Ontology annotation, molecular function: protein binding. The transcript has a single exon.